Molecule: messenger RNA, 1026 nt
Organism: Drosophila simulans
Lineage: Eukaryota; Metazoa; Arthropoda; Insecta; Diptera; Drosophilidae
Product: selenoprotein BthD
Exons: 3
Cellular component (GO): Golgi apparatus
Source: RefSeq, a predicted model, not a curated record
UGCAGUAGCGACUGUCACCGCAGCGUUACUCAACCAUCUGGCAGCACUGCCAAAUAAAAAGUGCGCCAUUUACUUAAAAAUUCUGAUCACUUUAGGAUCAUGCCACCAAAACGGAACAAAAAAACAGAGGCGCCAGUCGCUGAGCGGGAUGCAGGCGAAGAGCUGGAUCCCAAUGCGCCGGUGCUCUACGUAGAGCACUGCCGAUCCUGACGAGUCUUUCGUCGUCGAGCGGAGGAGCUGCACUCCGCUCUCCGUGAGCGUGGUCUCCAACAGCUUCAGCUCCAGCUGAAUGCACUUGGAGCACCGCGGCGAGGAGCCUUCGAGUUGAGUUUGAGCGCUGGCGGAAUGGGGAAGCAGGAGCAGGUGGAACUUUGGUCGGGUCUAAAGCGGGGUCCACCACGUGCUCUCAAGUUUCCCACUGUGGAGGAGGUAUACGAUCGGAUUGUAGGGAUUCUAAAUGACCAGCAGGAGUCCAAGGAACUGACCAACACGCAGAAGUCAUCGAAAAUUGAUUUAACGGAGUCCGAGGCAAAAACAUCGCCAAAGAAGUCGGAGUCCACAGAGGAAGCACAGGGAACUGAGGCACCUUCAACUUCGCGUAAAUCCAAAAAGGAACAGAAAUCCGAGGAAGAGCAAACUCAAGUCGAUUCAAAGGAAGCGAAACAAUCCAAAGAGCUGGCCAAAACGAAGAGACAACCGAAAGCCCAAAAGAAGCCGGCAAAGGCAUCCGAAUCCCAAAAAGAAGUCACCGAAGAGAAGCCUGUAAGCAGCCAGAAACGGAAGCGGACCACCAGAUCCUCCACAGACGAGGCUACUGCCAGUGCCAAGCGGAGGAGGUAGUUGUGCCCAAAACAAAGCGUUCAGCAAUAGUGCCCUAUGAUCGAUGAUUGGCAAAUCCUCUCGAGGAACCGAUCGUUGAGAACCCCUUUGCCUUUGUUGAUCGCUCAAUUUUGGACCAAAACUACAUACAUGAAAAAUACUCGGGCAUUGUUAUUACAAAAUAUAUUAAAACAUCUUAGAAACCUA